AUGAUCAAGGAACUUACGCUGUUGUCGGCUAGAACCAAGCAGCCACGAUUCAAACCCAUUUUGGAUUGCCUUCGAUUUUGCAAAGAAUGUGAUGUGGACCACGUGUACCGAAUUCUUAUCAUCAUCAAUCUGUUGAUCCAUAGUAGCGAUCGUGAGCUAGGUGAAGAUCAAGCAUGGCAAACACGAAUGGCUCUUCGCUCCGAGCUGAUGAGAGCUGGUUUCGGGAAGUAUAUCCCGCACAUAGUCCUACUGUCCAAGAGCGAUGAGCGGAUUGGAGAGGUCUACAGUGCCUUCACUUCCAUCCAAGACGACGAUUUCAAUGAACUCGUAGCCCGGUUUGAAACACUCCGUGGUGAAUACGAAACACUUGGAGGAUGUUUCGAACUUCUUGCUUCAACGUCCGCAAAUACAGCAGUGGAGCCCGUUUUGCUCAGCAUAAUGCAGCAUUUCAUGAUUAUUCCGGAAGAUGUGUCCGUGAGGUAUGUGCUUUGGAAUGCCUUUGCCUCAGGUGAUUACCCAUGA
This is a messenger RNA of Cooperia oncophora, 522 nucleotides long. The record is from the annotation of a GenBank genome assembly. NCBI's taxonomy places the organism in Eukaryota, Metazoa, Nematoda, Chromadorea, Rhabditida, Trichostrongylidae.